Messenger RNA from Trypanosoma brucei brucei TREU927, 2922 nucleotides. Its product is annotated as TPR-repeat-containing chaperone protein DnaJ. Bases 1 to 2922 code for a protein of 973 amino acids. The record is from RefSeq and is a predicted model, not a curated record. Gene Ontology annotation, molecular function: protein binding. The transcript has a single exon. Lineage: Eukaryota; Euglenozoa; Kinetoplastea; Trypanosomatida; Trypanosomatidae.
AUGAGUGUAAGGCACCUGUUUGGAGCCUUGCAAUGGGUUACGACAGGGUCAGUUGCUGGACGCCCUCGGGAUAUAGAGGAGCGCGUUGAGCUGAACGGCCUCUCAGUUGGACCAAAGGACUGUGGGCGUGUUGUGGGUGUCGUCAAUCCGCAUCAAAUAACAGAGGAACCGUGCGAUAGUUUAGAGGGUCGAAGUGAGGGCGAACACGACCACCAAAUAUUGAUGGACAGCACGCGUGAAAACUGCGUAAAUGGGAAUGAUAACGUGCCGGUGCAUUGUGGAGAGAAGCAAUCAACGUAUAAGCGUGGUGGGGGUUUCAACAAUGAACAAGUGUUGCUUCAGUGGAAGCUGCGCCAGUUCGAUCAGCUGAGCGCUAAAAUCGAGGCAAACAUGGCCCGGUAUCGUCAAUCAGGUGACCGACGGCGCUUGAACGAGAUGGAAAAAGAACUCCAGGUUAUACGAAUUCUUAGGGGUAGUGCGGUGCGCUGCCUAAAAGAUGUAGAUAAUGCAAACAGCCAAACAAGCGAAAGUGGCGCGCAAAGUCCGGGAGGCGUGUCGCCGUCACCAGUGCUAAGUGCUAGUCCCUCCGAAAGUGCUUCCCAUCCAGCUGAUAGUGUCUCCGAUAAUUGUGUAUUUGACACGCGUGCGCCAGUUGAGAAUGGGCUGUUCCAAACUCCAUUGGCGGCUCCGUCAGGCUUGCCAAGUGGCGCGACUGCCACGGACGCUGUUUUAAAUGAGGCAACACCAGUUCCCUCAACGGGCGUUUCCGCUCCACCAGUGCCCCUGGCGCCACAAUCCCGAGAAUCGUGUAAGGCCGACUCCGACGAUGCCGUUCAUGCACAAGAUGCGCUGCAGCAACCAAAGUCGUAUGAUACCCGGUGCCCUCGUCGCCCCGAGCACCCGGCCGCAACCGCUGUGAAUAAUUCCAUUAGGAAGCAAGGGAUCCAUCCCGCGGGGUCACAUUCUGCAACUCCUGUAAACCGUUUUAGCAGUGCAGGUGGUAAUUCCGAGGGUUGCGGGCCCACAACGAGGGAGGGGUCACCAACAGUUCAGUCUUUCAUGCAUCCGCGCGGAAGUGUGGGUCAGGCACCGACAGCAGCAGCAGUGCAAAAUAAAAAGCCUAAAGAAUGGCAUGGAGAUUAUUUUGAGCCGUGUGACAUAGGCGGGGGUGAGUCUACUUUACGUGAUAAAGCGAGACGCGCUUCAGCAAUAGCCACACCGACUAGUGAAGUUAUUGAUUCAGCAGCGUACCGCGGCUCCAGUGGAACACAAUCUUCAGUUUCAGCGGUUGUUCACGAAAUGUUUAAUCGGUUAAAAAACCGUGGUUCACACUUACAUGGGAAAGUUGCACCACCAGCAGCUCCUAUAGUUCCUCGAAGCGAGGCAGCAGCAGAGGUGUCGGACGGCUUGUCCUCUGCAGCCCAAGCUGUAUCGGUUCUUCGAAAACGUGGCAAUGACCUUGUGAAGAAGGGACAAUACAAGGAGGCCAUACAAGUAUACACAGACGCUAUUAGAUGCGACCCGGAAAACAAUGUUCUCCUAUGCAAUCGAGCUGUUGCCUACUUACUCAACAACCAGUACAGGCUCUCUCUGAUGGAUUGUGAGAAUGUGCUUUACAACUCACCAACCAAUCUUAAGGCUCACUGGCGCGCCGCGAAAGCACUUCUGUAUAUGUAUAGGACGAAAGAGGCACGGUAUCACUACCGAAAGGCCAGUGAGCUUUCUACCAACGCGGCUGAUGAGCGGCUAAUAGCCGAUGAACUGGAACUUCUUCAUUCGGUGGAGAUGUACCACAGCUGCAGUAAGGAAAAACACUGGUCAAAGUGUUUGUGGCACGCUAAACAACUUCUUCAAACUUUUAGCCACAUCAGCCCAAUAAAUAUUCCGUGGCAUUGCCUGAAACUUGAGGCCCUUUUGCAUUUAGACUGCUGGAAAGCAUUGGAGGGUGUCAAGCAACUGAAGAAGAGCCAUCCGACGUGCGCCGAGCUGUUCUUUCUCCAUGCGAAGAGCCUGUUUUACUGCGCACACAAUCAGCGCAGUGUGGCGGAGGCUCUAGAGCUGGUUCGGCACGCAGUUGAGCUGAAAAAGGCUGACGGAGAAGUAGAGGAUAGCCGUUAUAUCGCCUUAGAGCGCAACCUCACGUUAUUUGAGAGAUGUCGUGAUCGCGGUAAUGCGGCAUAUAAGAGCGGAAACUGGUCAGAAGCAUACGAUGCGUAUACUUCCUGCAUUUCGAUAGAUCCACAGAAUACUUCACUUGUUGCAAUGGCAUAUUGCAACCGCGCAGCAACAUGUAUGCAGUGUGGCCGCUGGGCUGAGGCGCUGGAGGAUGUCAAUAACUCUAUUAGCAUCAACGGCACGGCACCUAAGGCAUAUACCCGGAGGGCUCACAUAAACAUCCAUUUAUUUAGCGAAAAAGGUGGAACAGAUAUACGCCUUCUUAAACAAGCUGUUAGCGACCUCCGCACGGUAGUAAAACUUGAGCCAAGCAAAGCAAACAAGCAGCAUCUGGAUGAGGUCGUUAGAAUGACACAAGAAAAAGAAAAACAGAUACAGCGCGCACACAAUGAUAAUUGCAACCGCUAUGGGUCUGGCAGCGAGCGCCAUGACUGGCGUGGUAAAGGACAUCAAAAACAUUCUAGCUCUCCUGGUGCCCAGCAUAAAGCUGAGGGCCAAGACAAUCGACGACCAUCGGUUGCGACCGCAUCACACUCUAGAGCUCAACUUGUGCGGUUGUUGGGGUUGGAGACCACCGCCAAUUUGGAUGAACAGGCACUUGUGAGGGCAUAUCACAAGGCUGCACUUCAGUGGCAUCCUGACAGGUGGGUUGGGGCACCCAAACAUGAACAACAGGUAGCGGAGCAAAAGUUUAAGGAAAUCAAUGUUGCGUAUCAAGCGUUGAAGCAGGUGAUCGGCAAUCGUUGA